ACGUCCGCGAUGGCGCGCAGCAGCAGCCCCCUCGUCGCCGUCCUCCUGUGCACGGCGCUGCUGUGGGCAGGCAGCCACACCUUCGUGCCGCAGCCGGCGCAGCGGUCGCUGGCCGCUGCUGGGGGUGCGGUGGGCGCCUUGGGCUUGUCCCAGUUGCCGGCGCUCGCCACGGAGGGCCAGGAGGCCAUCGGCGGGAGCAGCGUUGCCCUGGCCGGCGGAGAGGAGGCCCUGUUCUACGUGGGCAUCAUCUUCAUAACGCUCAUCACCUUGGUCCUGGCCGUG
Messenger RNA from Prorocentrum cordatum, 282 nucleotides. Lineage: Eukaryota; Dinophyceae; Prorocentrales; Prorocentraceae. The record is from the annotation of a GenBank genome assembly.